Messenger RNA from Neogale vison (American mink), 1416 nucleotides. RefSeq names its product diphthamine biosynthesis 6 (gene DPH6). Gene Ontology annotation, molecular function: diphthine-ammonia ligase activity. Lineage: Eukaryota; Metazoa; Chordata; Mammalia; Carnivora; Mustelidae. The transcript is spliced from 9 exons. Bases 35 to 838 code for a protein of 267 amino acids. Gene Ontology annotation, biological process: protein histidyl modification to diphthamide. The record is from RefSeq and is a predicted model, not a curated record.
CCCGCCCGCCGCACGCACGCGCACUGAGCCCAGCAUGAGGGUCGCGGCUCUGAUCAGUGGUGGGAAGGAUAGCUGUUAUAAUAUGAUGCAGUGCAUUGCUGCUGGGCAUCAGAUUGUUGCUUUAGCAAAUCUGAGACCAGCUGAAAACCAAGUGGGGGCAGAUGAACUGGAUAGCUACAUGUAUCAGACAGUGGGUCAUCAUGCUGUUGAUUUGUAUGCAGAAGCAAUGGGUCUUCCUCUCUACCGCCGCACCAUAAGAGGAAGGAGUGUGGAUACAGGACGAGUGUAUACCAAAUGCGAAGGUGAUGAGGUCGAAGAUCUCUAUGAGCUUUUGAAACUUGUUAAGGAAAAAGAAGAAGUAGAGGGGAUAUCAGUAGGUGCUAUACUUUCUGACUAUCAGCGUGUUCGAGUAGAAAAUGUGUGUAAAAGGCUUAAUCUCCAGCCUUUAGCUUACCUUUGGCAGAGAAACCAGGAAGAUUUGCUCCGAGAGAUGAUAUCGUCUAACAUUCAAGCAAUCAUCAUUAAAGUAGCAGCUUUGGGUUUAGAUCCAGAUAAACAUCUUGGAAAAACCCUGGAUCAAAUGGAACCUUAUCUCUUAGAGCUUUCUAAGAAGUAUGGAGUCCAUGUUUGUGGAGAAGGAGGAGAGUAUGAAACAUUCACUUUGGAUUGCCCUCUAUUUAAGAAGAAAAUAAUUGUGGAUUCAUCAGAAGUGGUCACACAUUCAGCUGAUGCAUUUGCACCUGUUGCUUAUCUACGCUUUUUGGAAUUGCACUUGGAGGACAAGGUGUCCACAGUACCUGACAACUACAGAACAUCUAAUUAUAUAUAUAAUUCUUGAAGAACAUUUUGAACAUUGUUUACUAAGCUGCCAUUUCUAUAUGAAAAAAACUACAUAACAUUUUCUCAACUAUUAUAUCGAGCUCAUUCUCUGCAUUUUUUAUUAGAAAUAUAUAUCUUUAUCAGAAGAAGUUAAUAGGAACAUUGAUGAUUGGGGAAAUGUGAAAGUCUCAUUCAUUAUCAUUGGUGACUUCCUCAGGAUUCACUUUCUCUGACUUUAGUUACCAUGUCCUAUCCAUGACCUGUACAUAAUAUGUGGUCUUUUUUCCCCUUUUACUUCAUCUCCAACUCUCAUUUCUGUAACAUUUAUUUUCUUUCAUCCCAUUGUUUUAUUUUUCUCCUUUUCUCUUUCCUGCUUUCAUUUCUGCCAGUUGUCUAAUGAUGCAGAGCAUUUGAAAAUCAGAAUGAAAAGGAAGUUUACUUAGCCAAUCAAGUUUAUUCUACUGGAUAUUACUGACAUGACUUGUCAUUUUUUGUUUCGAUAUAGUAUUCAUUUUAUCAACAGUAUUGGACAAUCAGGAAGAAUAUCAUGAGGUCUGAGUAUUUUAUAACAAUAAAUAAUGCAAUUUUUAUAUCCAA